AUGGCAUCCACUACCUUGCCCAAGACGAUGCUCGCAUGGCAAAGGCAUCUCCCCAGCACGGAGCUGCUUCGCCUAGAGGUGCCAGUUCCGACGCCAACGGGCGACGAAAUUUUAGUCAAGAUCCUGGCUGCUGGCGUCUGUCACAGUGACUACGCGUUGAAGCACAUGGAAAAGCUACCUUCGGAAUUUCUGAAGUGGAAACCCAAUUUCACCAUGGGUCACGAAGGUGCCGGCGAAGUCGUGGCAACGGGGCCAGCAGCGAAGGAUUUCAAGGUUGGCGACAAAGUCGUGGUCAUGUGUGUCCCCGGAUGCGGCGACAGCUUGACAUGCCCCGAAUGCUCAAGAGGCGUACCACAGAUCUGCCAUCAAAGUCCUCAUUUUGGUGGCGGCCACGACGGCUUUUUCGCCGACUACACGGUGGUUCCCGAGCGAGCAGCAGUCUUGCUGCCGACCGGGGUGACCUUCGAAGCCGGUGCAGUGGCUACUGAUGCUUGUAUGACCGCGCAUCAUGCCGUUGUGGACCGCGCAGGAGCCGAAAAGGGCCAGACGUUAUUGAUCAUAGGAUUAGGUGGGCUGGGGUUCAAUGCUUUGCAAAUCGCCUUGAGCAAGAGCGCCCGAGUUGUCGUGAUGGACCAACGACAGGCCGUACUGGACGCAGCAGAAGCAUUAGGUGUGCCUAAGGAGGACAUCGUGCCAGCGUCUGCACCUAAUCCGAGCCAGUGGCUUCGGGACCACGCAAUUGAUGUUGAUACCGUCAUUGAUUUCUGCGGCUUGAAACAGACAUUCGAGACCGCCGUGGCAAGCGUUCGCAAGGCAGGGACUAUAAUUGUUGUCGGUCUUCUUAGCCCGGAAAUAUCGUUGGCAACAGGCACAAUUGUCCGGAAGCAACUCAGCAUCUUGGGAAGCUAUGGAGGUACGAUUGACAAUAUUAAAGACUGCCUCAAUCUCAUCCAGAACGGGGCACUUGUCCCACAGAUUUCCAGAGGGAAGAUGAAAGACUUCCCUACCAUUCUGGACGACCUUCACGCCGGCAAAAUUGUAGGUAGAAUGGUGAUGCUCCCCGAAUGGUGA
This is a messenger RNA of Cladophialophora yegresii CBS 114405, 1071 nucleotides long. RefSeq lists its product as uncharacterized. NCBI's taxonomy places the organism in Eukaryota, Fungi, Ascomycota, Eurotiomycetes, Chaetothyriales, Herpotrichiellaceae. The record is from RefSeq and is a predicted model, not a curated record. The transcript has 5 exons. The coding region runs from base 1 to 1071 and encodes 356 amino acids. Gene Ontology annotation, molecular function: oxidoreductase activity; zinc ion binding.